Lasiodiplodia theobromae is the source of this 2652-nucleotide messenger RNA. RefSeq names its product Small nucleolar ribonucleoprotein complex subunit. The record is from RefSeq and is a predicted model, not a curated record. Gene Ontology annotation, molecular function: protein binding; U3 snoRNA binding. Gene Ontology annotation, cellular component: 90S preribosome; small-subunit processome; nucleolus. The coding region runs from base 1 to 2652 and encodes 883 amino acids. Gene Ontology annotation, biological process: endonucleolytic cleavage to generate mature 5'-end of SSU-rRNA from (SSU-rRNA, 5.8S rRNA, LSU-rRNA); endonucleolytic cleavage in 5'-ETS of tricistronic rRNA transcript (SSU-rRNA, 5.8S rRNA, LSU-rRNA). The transcript has 2 exons. Lineage: Eukaryota; Fungi; Ascomycota; Dothideomycetes; Botryosphaeriales; Botryosphaeriaceae.
AUGGCGCAGAGGGCCGCCGUGAAGACGACCUUCGAGGUCAGCCGGACCAUCCAGCCCAUCUAUGUGGGCGGUAGUGUUGCUCUGAGCCGCAACGGCCGCAUCCUGGCGACAUGUCUGGGCGAGGAUGCACUUUUGACCGAUCUCGCGACCGGCACUGAGCUCGGCCGCAUAGAAGGCGACGGAGAAGCUCUCACUUCGCUAUGUUUGACUCCCUCCGGCUCCCAUCUCAUAGUCUGCUCGCGCUCGCUUUCCAUGCGCAUAUACGCCUUGAAGCCCUCCGACUCCGCCGACGCCCUCAUCGACGCCGAACUCACCCGGACUCUCAAGCCGCACUCCUCGCCAGUCGUCGUGUCCACUGCCGACCGCACUGGCACUCUCCUCGCGACUGGAGGCGCCGACGGAACGGUCAAGGUGUGGGACAUCCGGGGCGGGUACACGACCCAUAACUUCCAUGGCCAUAGCGGCCUCAUCGCUUCGCUGCGCUUUUUCGAGGCGCAGGUUCCAAGCGCCGAAGCAGAAAAGGCUGGCAAGAAAAAGAGAGAGUCCAAGGCCGCCGAUGAGACGGGCGACUCGACCAUUACGUACAGGCUAGCAUCAGGUGGAGAGGACGGAAAGGUGCGCAUCUGGGAUUUACACAAGCGCAAGAGCAUCGCUGCUCUGGACUCUCAUGUUUCUGUCGUGCGAAGCCUCGAUUUUUCUGCAGAUGAGAACGCUCUAGUGUCCGGGAGUAGGGAUAAGACGGUAAUGGUCUGGGACGCUCGGACUUGGAAGGUCAGAAGCACGCUCCCCGUUCUCGAGGAGGUCGAAAGCGUCGGUUUCGUGCAGAAUGGUGGUUUCAUCUACACUGGCGGCACGAACGGGAAGCUUCGGUUAUGGGCACUUUCUGGAGGAGAAGUUACCGAGGAGCAAGAGCCGGGCACUGAAACCGAGGGCAUUGUCGACAUCAUUCACCACGAAGGCCUCCCAUACCUCCUGACUGUCCACGCGGACCAGACCCUUGUCCUUCAUUCCAAGGCACCUUUGGCAGAAAUUGGCGACACCGGAGCUGUCUCGCCGCUGCCGAUACUCAGACGGAUAUCCGGUACCCACGACGAAGUCAUCGACCUGGCUUAUGUUGGCUCUGACCGUUCGUUCUUGGCCCUGGCAACGAAUGUCGAGGACGUUCGGAUCAUCUCUCUGAAAUCGCAAGAAGCAGCCGCGGACGACCAGAUUGGUGGUGAUUAUUUCGGUGCUGACAAGGGUCUUCUCAAAGGGCACGAGGGCAUCAUCAUUUGCCUGGACGUCGACUGGUCAGGCCAUUGGCUGGCUACUGGAGCGAAAGACAACACAGCUCGCCUUUGGCGACUGGACCCGGAAAACAGUUUCUGGGAUUGUUACGCCACCUUCACCGGCCAUGCCGAAUCUCUUGGCGCCAUUGCUUUACCCAAGACGAUUCCGCAAGUUGGCUCGGCAGCAUAUGCCGAUCCCUUGGACCACCCGCCCGCUUUCAUCGUCACCGGUUCGCAAGACAAGACCAUCAAGCGAUGGGAUACUUCGAGCAUUAAGAAAGAUGUCAAGAAAGCUUCGCGCGCGACGUGGACCCGCAAGGCUCACGACAAGGAUAUCAACGCAAUCGACAUCAACCAUAACGCGACACUAUUUGCCACUGCCUCGCAGGACAGGACUGUCAAAAUCUGGUCUGUGGAGACUGGGGAGACGGUCGGCGUGUUGCGAGGACAUCGCCGCGGUGUGUGGACCGUGAAGUUUGCGCCAAAAGACACGCCACAAAUCAAUGGUAGCGGUAAUCGCGGUCUCAUCGCGACGGGGUCCGGCGACAAGACGGUCAAAAUCUGGAGCCUCACAGAUUACAGCUGUCUGCUGACGCUCGAAGGCCACACCAACAGCAUCCUGAAGUUGGCAUGGCUCCCUCACGUUCAGACCGGCGACUCCCGCGACAAGCGCGGUGCGGAAGUCGCAUCUGCCGCUGGUGAUGGUUUGGUCAAGGUCUGGGAUGUCAGCACAGGUGAGGUGUCGUGCACGUUGGACAAUCACACUGACAGAGUGUGGGCCUUGAUCGUCAAUCCCUCGACCAAGACGCUCGUGUCAGGUGGCGGUGACAGUGUCAUUACCUUCUGGGAGGACACGACCGAAGCCUCCAUGGAAGCCGCUGCCAAGGGCGAGGCAGAGCGCGUGGAGCAGGAUCAGCGGCUGCAGAACUACAUGCAUGCAGGAAACUGGCGUGAGGCAAUCACUUUGGCGAUUCAGCUCAACCAACCUGGCCGCUUGCUCAACCUGUUCAAGGGCGUCGUGGAAGCCGAGGAACAAGAAAAAGGCAGCUUGACAGGAAACGCGGAGGUUGACGAGGUAUUGGGAAGCCUGGCGGACGAGCAGAUUCUAACGCUCCUUCUGCGGAUCAGAGACUGGAACACCAACGCAAGGACGGCAUCGGUUGCACAGAAGAUCCUCUGGGCGCUCAUGCGGUCGUACCCGGCAGCGAGACUGUCGUCGCUGAAGGUAAUAGGUGGUGUCCAGUCGAAGAGCAGUGUGAAGGAAGUGAUGGAUGCUCUAGGAGCCUACACGGACAGGCACUAUAAGCGCAUGGAUGAGCUUGUUGAUGAAAGCUACCUGCUCGACUUUACACUCAGGGAGAUGGAUGAAGUUGUCGGGAAUUGA